Pochonia chlamydosporia 170 is the source of this 1290-nucleotide messenger RNA. RefSeq names its product isovaleryl-CoA dehydrogenase, mitochondrial precursor. The record is from RefSeq and is a predicted model, not a curated record. NCBI's taxonomy places the organism in Eukaryota, Fungi, Ascomycota, Sordariomycetes, Hypocreales, Clavicipitaceae. The transcript has 2 exons. Gene Ontology annotation, biological process: L-leucine catabolic process. Bases 1 to 1290 code for a protein of 429 amino acids. Gene Ontology annotation, molecular function: flavin adenine dinucleotide binding; 3-methylbutanoyl-CoA dehydrogenase activity.
AUGGCAGCUAGCUUCAGAACGCUCAGCAGAGCAGUAUCCCGCCCUGCCGCCCGGCAACUACGGCCCUCUGCAUCAAUCACCCUUCCCACCGUCCAGACAAGACUACACUCGUCCAAGCACCCAAAGGGAUUUGAGGCACCCACGACCGACGAGCUAGAGGAGUUACGCGCGAGCGUGCAGGAAUUCACCCGCCGCGAAAUCACAGAAGAAGUCGCCGCACACACAGACAAGAGCAAUGCCUUUCCCAACGAGAUGUGGCCGAAGCUCGGCGAGGCAGGACUCCUGGGCAUCACGGCCGACCAGGACGUCGGUGGAUUGGGCAUGGGGUACCAGGCACACGCCGUGGUCAUGGAGGAAAUGUCCCGCGCCUCAGGGUCCAUUGGUCUGAGCUACGCGGCACACUCGCAGCUCUGCGUGAACCAGAUCCAACUCAAUGGCAACCCGGAGCAGAAGAAGAAGUACCUGCCAGGCUUGAUUGCAGGCACCAAGAUUGGUGGGCUGGCCAUGUCUGAGUCCGGCUCGGGCAGUGACGUGGUGAGCAUGCGCACUUCGGCGAAGAAGGUGGACGGCGGAUAUCUGCUCAACGGAUCCAAGAUGUGGAUCACCAACGGCCCUGAUGCCGACUUGAUUGUCGUCUAUGCCAAGACAGAGCCUGACAAGGGAUCCAAGGGCAUCACAGCCUUCUUGGUCGAGACGAAGACGGAGGGAUUCAGCUGCGCCCGGAAGCUCGACAAGAUGGGCAUGCGCGGCAGCAACACCGGCGAACUCAUGUUCGACAACGUCUUCGUGCCGGAGGAGAAUGUCAUGGGCAAGAUCAACGGCGGCGUGCGCGUCCUCAUGGAGGGCCUCGACCUGGAGCGCCUGGUCCUCUCUGCUGGUCCCCUGGGCAUCAUGCAGGCCGCUCUGGACGUGGCCCUGCCCUUCUCCCACCAGCGCAAGCAGUUCGGCUCGCCCAUCGCUCAUAACCAGCUCGUCCAGGGCAAGCUGGCCGACAUGUAUACCAAGUUGCAGGCGUCGCGGGCGUAUACCUACGCCACGGCCAAGCAGGUCGAUGAGCAGGGCAUUAUUCGCACCCAGGACUGCGCUGGUGCCAUCUUGUACGCUGCGGAGCGUGCUACUGAGUGUACCCUUGACUGUAUUCAGUUGCUGGGUGGUAUGGGCUAUGUUGAAGAGAUGCCUGCUUCACGGUUGCUGAGAGAUGCGAAAUUGUACGAGAUUGGUGCUGGAACUUCUGAAAUUAGACGCAUGGUCAUCGGACGUGCCUUCAACAAGGAGUAUGCCAAUGCGUAA